AUGCAACUCGACAGUGGCAGUGACAGCAGACGGCCCUCGAGCCAGCGGCUGCCCGUCAACCCUCGCCGUCACAAAGUGGCCCCCGAGCACCGCAAACGAGUUGCCACUGCAUGCAACAGCUGCAAUGUUCGAAGGGUCAAGUGUUCUGGCGGAACCCCCUGUUCGCAGUGCUCCGCCUCCAACCGCGAGUGCGUUUACCCCGUUCCCGUCGAAAAAGUCAACGUCCCGCGCGCCGAGCUGGAAGAGUUGCGGAAAAAGGUUGAGCUCUAUGAGCGGGCGCUUCAGGAGGCCAUUCCCGACCCCUCUAGACGACAGGAGCUCAUCAGUCUCGCCUCUGCCACGCCAGAGGGCCUGUCGCCAUCUCCCAGCGCCAGUGCCUUUAGCCCCAGCCAGUCCUUUCCAUCUGAGGGCAGCAGCCAUCUCCAGGGUGUCCCUUCCGUCAAGCCUGAGCCUGAAGACGAACAGACACCCGGUCAUCUUGUCCAGGAUCCCAACGACACAGUGGGCUACCUUGGAGAGACCAGCGGCGCUACAUUUCUCGAUCACUUAAAGGAGCUCCUUGGGGCUGUGCUGCCUCUCACACAGGUGGAACCGCAGCUGUCUCAGGGGCAGGACGGAAGUACCCUCUUGUCCAGUCUGGGGAGAUACUACACCGCAGACUCUCGCCCGCUGGUCGAUCGAGACUCAAAGCCAAUAUCGUUGCCCUCCAGCGAGGACCUUGCCGCUCUAUUGUCCAAGCUCAGAUAUCUGAUCCAGGACGGAAAUGGCGAAUGGCCCAGCGGCGGCAUCUACUGGUUUGGAGAGCUCGACAUCCUUCCCACUCAGGCCGCCUCUCCGUCAUCCGCUCCAGAGGCGGACAUGAAUGAAUUCCGUCACUUGGCAUUCUACCACGCCGCUCUGGCUAACAUUAUCCGGGCCGGCACCUCAUCAAAAGAGGCGCUCACCGCCAUGCACAUUUGUAUCAUGCUAGGCAUCCAUCGAGGGGUCGCUGAUGAAAGGGGGAAGCGAGUGUUUUGGACCGUAUAUAUUCUGGACCGGUGGUUGAGCUGUCUGAUGGGACGGCCACACAUAAUCAUGGACGGUGCCAUCCGGAUCCAGUUGCCUGCCGAUGCUCCGUCGAUGCCGCCCGCUGCGGGACUCAGGGCUCACGUCGAGCUUUCGCGAAUUUCCGGUUAUGUCGUUUGUAACACGUAUCGCAUCGCUCCGUGGGAAGCAGUCAGAGGAGGAAUGCCCACACAGCCUGACAAGGCCAUUUGGAUGUUACAACAGUGGCAGUUGACUCUUCCACCUCGUCUGCAACUCUCUCCUGACGGGCUGAGCAAUGAUCCUGCCUGCUGCCUCCUCCACAUGAGGUACAACAUGCUUCUCAUUCUGGCCAUCCGGCCGCUAUUCCUCGGUGCUGUCAAGAGGUCGAUAGCCAAGCGUCUCAUGGUGCAGACAACCGAGACUAACAUGAUGUACUCGGAGCAUCUGACGCUGUGCAUCACGGCUGCGCGCCGCAACAUUCGUCUUGGACGACAACUGGCAGCGCUCAACCUCAGCCGAAAGUCGCCGCUGCACGCUGAACAGCAUUAUUCGUUCAAUGCCACCGUGUGCCUCAUUCUGGAGGACCUGAUAUCCGAUGAAGAAGUGUCGGAGGAGGAAAGAGAGGCAAGAAGCAACGACAUUAUGUUUGGGAUCCAGCUGGAAGAAGACGGCAUCACCAACUUUGGCCAGGCUUCGUCAAACUCUCUGCGGCAUCUCUGGGCCCUAGCACGGAGGUUGAUGGACUCGAUGGUGCAGACUCAGGAGUUGAACAAUGCCGGGCUAGCUGGGCAGAGAUUUGCCCCGCCGAUGAUGACGACGCCUACGGACUACUCCAUGCCGGUCCUGCAAACCGGCGAAGACCAUGCCCUUUACGACGAGCUGGUGGCCUGGGUGGACGAUGAGUGGCCGCCCAUGUACAAUACAGGCCUGUUUAGUGGAUUCAUGCAGUGA
Molecule: messenger RNA, 1977 nt
Organism: Trichoderma breve
Lineage: Eukaryota; Fungi; Ascomycota; Sordariomycetes; Hypocreales; Hypocreaceae
Product: fungal zn(2)-Cys(6) binuclear cluster domain-containing protein
Exons: 4
Coding region: 1-1977 (658 amino acids)
Biological process (GO): regulation of DNA-templated transcription; DNA-templated transcription
Molecular function (GO): zinc ion binding; DNA-binding transcription factor activity, RNA polymerase II-specific; DNA binding
Source: RefSeq, a predicted model, not a curated record